Molecule: messenger RNA, 2883 nt
Organism: Ochotona curzoniae (black-lipped pika)
Lineage: Eukaryota; Metazoa; Chordata; Mammalia; Lagomorpha; Ochotonidae
Gene: CUNH13orf46
Product: chromosome unknown C13orf46 homolog
Exons: 4
Coding region: 1975-2223 (82 amino acids)
Source: RefSeq, a predicted model, not a curated record
ACGUGCCUCUGUGACAGGCAGUAUCUAGCCCAUCUGCCCUCAGGACCGUGCUUCAGGGGCUGCCACCUAGCAGCAUGGCCAGGCACAGGGCCUCCCCGGGUGCAGGGAACUUGGUCACUCCAGGUUUCCUGACAGGAGCGAGUGGAGGGGCCCUGGCAGAAACCUGGGACUGUGAGGCACUGUAGGCAGCUCCAGGGGGAACACCACUGGGCAGGAAACUGCUGUGCCUGAGUGGCCUCUGCUCAUGAGGCUGGCAGGCCAGAGAGGGAUGGAUGUCCAGGGGGGGAUCUUGGGGCCAUCUAGGCUGGGCCCACCCAGAACUGACUCCUGCUGGCCCUAAGAGGCUCCAAAGGGCUGCAACAGGAGGUAGGGUCUGAGGUAGGAGGAUCUGGGGUAGGACCCAGGCAGCGGGUCCCAUGGCUUCCCCGAGAUCCCAGUGCUGACCCCAGGUAGAGAAUGUUGCCUCCUGACACACAGCCACCAUCAAAGCUGGUAACCAUGGCGCUGGACUUGGGAGGAAGGAGGCUGAGUUGGGCUGGGCCCACUAACCUCUGACCUGUGAUGUCACAGCAGCCCCAGGGCGACAGCCUUGGCACAGCCAUGUCCCAUGCCUGAGGCUGUGUGAGGCACUCUUUCCCAGCCCAGCAUGGAAAAGGACCUGGCCACGGCACACAGGAGGCACCGGCCUGGCACCGGCACCCUCCUCUUGGGUGGCAGGAUGGCCAGCGAGUUCCCCGAGCUGCAGAGGAGCAGAAGUGAGGGUGGCCUGCACCAGAAAGGGGACCCCCCAGGCCAUGUCAGGAAGGUGGCCAAGGACCUGGGUAGGCCCAGGGGACGCUGUGAGGGCCCUCCGGGUGGAAGUGAAGCCCACAAGGCAGGAACACCAGAACUGUGUCUAGGGAUGUGGGGUUUCCACCCCAUUAGCCCCUCUGGGAGGCAUCUCUGUGCAGUGGCCACUUGUAGGGGACUGGGCCUGGGGGUCUGGCCCAUGCUCAAAGGAUGAGGUACAGCCAUGUGCAGGGCCUGGUCCCCAUUCUGUGAAAGGGACACGUGGCCUGAGGACCACUGUGGAGACAUAGGAGGAGUCCUACCCCUCCUUGCCAACCUGCUCCACUGCAUCCUCCAAGGGUCCCGAGACCUCCCUAGACCACUCUGACUCUGGCUCUGUUUAGCUUGACUGCGGGGCAAGGGCACUCAGUCAGGCCUCAGCUGGGUUAUGGGCCACUCUGGGAGGUGGCAGCACCGACUAGCCUCGUCCUCCUCCCCCAGAGUCUGAAGAGCAAGAGAAGGAGCAGCAGAGUCACGCCGAGGAUGUGGACUGGUGAGUGGCUGGUGGCCAGCCUGAGAGGAAGGAAGCCUUUGCAGGCCAUUCUGUGUUGCCCUAGCCUCUGCUCCAGGUAGCCCUGGUCAGCCCACCCAGCCUCCGUGUCCCCAGGCUGUGGCCUGCAGGGCUCAGCUAAUGUCCAAGGCUGCCUUCAGGACAUGGCCCAGACAUGAUGUCCUCUAUAGCCCUGCCGUGUCCACUCUGUUCCCCAGGACCCCCACAGCCCUGCCAUGUCCACUCUACUGACCAACCUCCCCCCACACCCUCCUGCCUCCUAUCACUGGAUACCCUAAGGUAGGCAUGGGUGGUCACCUCGGAUAUAAGAAGCAUCCCCCUGCCACAUUCAGCCACCCAGGGAAACAUCAAGGCAGGCCAGGCCUGACCAACAGGCGCCCCACCAUUCCUGUAGUACCCAACCAAGUCCCUCAGCCAAAGGGUGCUGCCCCAGAAGGGAACCCACACUGGCCGUGCCUGUCCCAAGCCACUCCCUCAAUCCCUGCCACAGCCAAGCAAACCUGGAGGAAGACAAGAGGCUGAGGGGUCAGGACACCCCAAGGAGCCUGGGCCGUGAGAGUGGAUGCAGAGACCCUGAGCCAGAAUGCAGCAACUCUGAAGCCAGCGCCAACGAGGAGGAGCAGGAGGCAGAGCCCAUGGAGAGCAUCCCGGAGGCCCAGAAGCCGUCUGUGUUUGUGGAGAUUGAUCUGGGAGAUCACACUGAGGAGGGAACCUGGCACCCAGUCCCUGACACACUGUGGCCGUGCCCCCAGGUGACUGCCUGCACCCCCCAGGAGGAGAAGCAGUCCCCGAUGGACCCCGACCUGUUUGAGGAUGAGACAAGGACGAGCUGGGUGUGCUGCAUCCCGUACACCAUCAAGAAGAAGGCCAAGGACAGCGCCUAGUGGCCUGUUGGAGGUACGCGCUGGGAGAGAAGGGGACUAGGCACACGCAGACCCAUUGUCUUGUGGUACAUUCUGGUUCACUGCUCAGCUGAACACACACGUGUGCAUGUAUGCAGUGGCCAUACAUGCCGGCAGGUACCAAGGAGCACUUCCGAGGCCCCCUGGGUCAGAGGUCAGAAGCACCAGAUGCGGCUUGGUCCCUGCUGUCUGGGGCGAGGGGCCGAGGGAACACAGGAAGCAGUGGCCACUGGCCAGGCCUUAGCCUCUGCCUGCCGGAUGGUGGGAAACGCCUGCAGCGCCCCCUGGUGGCGCGGCGCGGUCGGUUGCCCAACCUCUGUUUCUCUCAGGCGCCCUAGGCCGACUUGGAGCAAGAGGAGCUUCCUGCGGUCCUGUUGCCCCUCAGCGCUUCUCAAUUAAAAGAUGGGUUGGGUGUAAGCGCAGCCUGGGCCUCACUCACGGGACGACCUCGCGCCGGCCGGGGGCACCUCCUGCACCACAGUGCCACUGCCCUUUCCUCGGACAGCCCCGCAGGUCCUGGGCCUGCCCACAGCUCUACCCAGAGGCCCGGCCACACCAGUGUUGCCUGCGUGUGGCCCUGGGGUGCCUCCCCAGCCCAGGUACCAGGCACCCCAGGGUCGACCUUCUGUUUUUUUUUUUUUU